Messenger RNA from Arabis nemorensis, 1872 nucleotides. The record is from the annotation of a GenBank genome assembly. NCBI's taxonomy places the organism in Eukaryota, Viridiplantae, Streptophyta, Magnoliopsida, Brassicales, Brassicaceae.
AUGCAAUUUUGUACUCCGAUCUCUCAAUUCCUCUUCUGGGUUUCAUUCUUUAUACUAUUAUCGACACUGGGUUCUUCUUCGAAAUCUCUUCUCACUUGUCAACCUCUAGAUCAACAACCUGUAAACCCUAGCCGUCACGUUGAUUUCCUCAGAGCAAUGUAUUCGAUGAACGAUUUCAUAACUCAACACAAGCUUUGGGUUGAUUCUUCAAUCAAAGAUGUAUCUCCACCAAUCUAUGUCUUCUUACAGUGCCGUGAAGAUCUCUCCGUUUCCGAUUGUCGCCAUUGUUUCAACGAGAGCAAAUCGGAGCUAGAGAGGACGUGUUUGAGCUCGGGAUCAAGUCCGAACUUCGGUCGAAUCCACACUGAUUCCUGCUUCUUACGUUUCGAUAACCAUGAUUUCUCGGAGGAGUUUGUUGAUUCUAGAUACGAUCGAGCUAAAUGCGAAGAGGAAACAGGAUCAGGGAUUGGAGAGUUUUGGAAAGAUCUUGAUGAAGCUUUUGUGAAUGUUACCUUAAAGGCUGUGAAAAAUGGAGGGUUUGGUGCAGCUUCGGUGAUUAGUGCUGGUGGUGGGAACCCUGUGGUGUAUGCAUUGGCUCAGUGUUGGCAAACACUUGAUGAGAAUUCGUGUCGAGAGUGUUUGGUUAAUGCGAGAUCGAGCUUGAGGUUUUGUGAUGGUCAUGAAGCUAGAGCUUUCUUUACAGGGUGUUACUUGAAGUAUUCUACACAAAAGUUUUUUGAUGAUUCUGCAGAACAUAAACCCGACGAUGAUCAGAGAAGCUUUAUAAGAUCAUCGUUUUUGCCGGAUUUGAGUGAUCAGGAUGUUAUGAAUGUAGCGAUUGGUGUGGUUUCGUUGUCCAUUCUUGCUUCUCUUGGUGCCUUUAUAAGUUACCGAAGGUUUUCAAGGAAAAGAAAAGCUCAAAUUCCAUCGUGUUCAACUUUCAAAUACGAGAUGCUUGAGAAGGCGACCGAGUCUUUCCAUGACUCGAUGAAACUAGGCCAAGGAGGGGCUGGUUCUGUAUACAAAGGGAUUCUUCCAGAUGGCAGAACCGUUGCAGUCAAAAAGCUCUUCUUUAACACACGGGAAUGGGCGGAUCAGUUCUUCAACGAAGUGAAUUUGAUCAGCGGAGUUCAACACAAGAGCCUUGUGAGACUACUUGGUUGCAGCAUCGAAGGUCCUAAAAGUCUUCUUGUUUAUGAAUAUGUUCAUAAUAGAAGCCUCGAUCAAAUCCUUUUUGUGAAGAAUACAGUCCAUAUACUGAGCUGGAAGCAACGGUAUAACAUCAUUAUAGGAAUAUCAGAAGGUCUAGAAUAUCUUCACAGAGGAUCUGAAGUAAAAAUCAUCCAUAGAGACAUCAAAACCAGCAAUAUUCUCCUUGAUCAAAACCUAAGUCCCAAAAUAGCGGAUUUUGGACUUGCACGUUCCAUGGGCUCAGACAAAACGCAAACCAAUACUGGAAUUGCUGGAACACUCGGUUAUUUGGCUCCGGAAUAUCUUAUCAAAGGCCAAUUAACAGAGAAAGCUGAUGUUUACUCAUUCGGAGUUCUUAUCAUCGAGAUAGCAACUGGAAAGAAAAACAAUGCAUUCACGCAAGGAACUAGCUCGGUUUUAUACUCUGUAUGGGAACACUAUAAAUCAGACACUCUAGAUGGCUCGGUCGAUCCUCGGUUAAAAGGGAAGUUCACAGAGGAAGAGGCCUUGAAGGUUCUUGGAAUUGGAUUGUUGUGUGUUCAAUCUUCAGUAGAAUUAAGACCGUCGAUGUCUGAGAUAGUAUUCAUGUUAAAGAACAAAGAUUGUGAAUUUGAUUCUCCAAAACAGCCUCCGUUCUUGAGUGCAAGUGUUCUAAUGCCAGAUGAGGAACCUAGAGUCUGA